Ailuropoda melanoleuca (giant panda) is the source of this 6133-nucleotide messenger RNA. RefSeq names its product adenylate cyclase 10 (gene ADCY10). The record is from RefSeq and is a predicted model, not a curated record. The transcript is spliced from 33 exons. The coding region runs from base 953 to 5842 and encodes 1629 amino acids. Gene Ontology annotation, biological process: cyclic nucleotide biosynthetic process; intracellular signal transduction. Gene Ontology annotation, cellular component: cytoplasm. NCBI's taxonomy places the organism in Eukaryota, Metazoa, Chordata, Mammalia, Carnivora, Ursidae. Gene Ontology annotation, molecular function: adenylate cyclase activity; protein binding.
UCAAAAUUGGGUGUUUGCUUAUUCAGGAGAUACAUGGCUUUAUGAUAAUCACCUACUAACUAUUGCUUAAUUUCAGCUACCCUCUAUGAGGCCAGAGAAAGAGUUAGGAAAACUACUUUGAGGUCGUAUCAGUCUCCCUGACCCUUCCCCCACAUGUCGGGAUGGAGAACCUGAAACAACCAGUCCCUGUAGGAGCAAUGGGCCACUGGGACAGGUGGGGGAGGGGAGGGCAGUGCCAGCCAAUCAGAAGGAUGAUCGGUGAGCAUGAAACAAUGAGCUGCUGAUGAGGGUGUGGCCUGGAAAACGGCUUUUAGACAAAACUGUCAUUUUAUGGGCCAUACACGGACAUGGCGCUUCUGCUGUCUUCAGAAUAAUGUCACCCAGGCCCCUUUUCUGUUUUCUGCCCUCCUGAAAGAUCUGAUACCUGAUCUAGGCUCUGGUUUCCCUCAGCCUUGGAGAAAAAGGAGGAGAAAGAAAAGAUGAGAGACCAAAAGGGAGGGAGAGAGGAAGAUGAACCAUGAGGACAGAAGGACAAGGAGCAUAGACUGACUGAAUAUGCCACUGGCCCCUCUUCAACAGGACUCGUAUGCUGAGGGCUCAUCCCUUCACGAAAACGCAUGGACUCAUUCAGCUACCCUCUUUCACUCCAUUCCAUUUGUAAUGGUGCUCAUAUGUGUCAUAGCUGUUGAGGGUUGAAGGCCCAGCAUAUGAAGCAUUCUCUGUAUAGAAAAGUGGCCCUUUUCAAGUGUGACUCAACACUUCAGGCAUUAUCACCACUCAGUCACUUAAAUAAGUAGUCCACAGUUUAGAGCAAAGCAAGUGGAGAAGAAGAAAUAGGAAAGUAGGUAAAUGAAUAUAAGUCAGAUUUCCUGCAUUCUCAGCUUUCCUUUAUAGAAGGUCUAUUUGGGGACUGUUUGCUGUCACCAUAAAUUCCUGAACAUUUGCCUUGAGCAUGAACACUCGAAGAAAAGAAUCACAGGACCGGGCCAUCGUCAGAAUAGCAGCGCAUUUACCGGACCUCAUUGUCUAUGGAGACUUCUCGCCAGAGCGACCGUCUGUGGACUAUUUUGAUGGAGUCCUGAUGUUUGUUGAUAUUUCAGGUUUUACUGCAAUGACUGAGAAGUUCAGCACAGCCAUGUACAUGGACCGAGGGGCUGAGCAGUUGGUGGAGAUCCUCAACCACUACAUCAGUGCAAUAGUGGAGAAAGUGUUGAUUUUUGGAGGAGACAUCUUAAAAUUUGCAGAUGAAACAGAUGGAUUCCCAGGGCCACUCAGAAGCCCUCCGGUGUGUCUGUCCCUUCAAGGUGAUGCGCUGCUAGCCCUGUGGAAGGUGGAGCGAAAGCAACUGAAAAACAUCAUCACGGUCGUAAUUAAAUGUAGCCUGGAGAUCCAUGGAUUGUUUGAGACGCAGGAGUCUGAAGAAGGCCUGGAUAUCCGAGUCAAGAUUGCCCUGGCUGCCGGCCACAUCACCAUGUUGGUCUUUGGGGAUGAAACACGCAGCUUCUUUCUGGUGAUUGGGCAGGUGGUGGAUGACGUGCGCCUUGCGCAGAACAUGGCGCAGAUGAACGAUGUCAUUCUGUCACCAAACUGCUGGCAGCUCUGUGACCGGAGCAUGAUCGAAAUUGAGAGGAUUCCAGAUCAGAGAGCUGUUAAGGUUAAUUUCUUAAAACCACCUUCUACUUUUAACUUUGAUGAAUUUUUCACAAAGUGUAUGACUUUCAUGAAUUAUUACCCUUCUGGUGACCACAAAAACCUCCUGAGGCUUGCGUGCAUGCUGGAGUCUGACCCUGAGCUGGAGUUGUCCCUACAAAAGUAUGUGAUGGAAAGCAUACUGAAGCAGAUUGAUGACAAACAGCUUCGGGGUUACUUGUCCGAGCUUCGCCCAGUGACAAUUGUGUUUGUGAACCUGAUGUUUAAGGACCAAGAUAAAGCAGAAGUCAUCGGCUCGGCCAUCCAGGAUGCCUGUGUGCACAUCAAUUCCGUCCUGAGGGUCUUCCGAGGCCAAAUCAAUAAAGUCUUCAUGUUUGACAAGGGCUGCUCCUUUCUCUGUGUCUUUGGUUUCCCUGGGGAAAAGGCUCCUGAUGAGGUCAGUCAUGCCUUGGAGAGUGCUGUGGAUAUAUUUGACUUCUGCUCUCAGGUUCACAAAAUCCAUACUGUCUCCAUCGGCGUGGCCAGCGGGAUUGUCUUCUGUGGAAUCGUCGGGCACUCCGUGAGACAUGAGUACACAGUAAUUGGUCAAAAAGUCAACAUAGCUGCCAGGAUGAUGAUGUACUACCCAGGGAUCGUGACGUGUGACUCUGUCACCUACAGUGGCAGCAACCUACCAGCCUACUUUUUCAAAGAGCUUCCAAAGAAGGUCAUGAAGGGUGUUGCAGAUUCUGGACCCGUCUAUCAGUGUUUGGGACUUAAUGAGAAAGUCAUGUUUGGUAUGGCAUACCUCAUCUGCAACAGAAAUGAGGGCUACCCUUUGCUGGGACGUGAUAAGGAGAUCAAAUACUUCAUGUGUACUAUGAAGGAAUUUUUGGUGUCCAACUGCAGCCGAGUCCUAAUGUACGAAGGAUUGUCAGGAUAUGGAAAAAGCCAGAUACUCAGGGAAAUUGAGUAUCUGGCCCAAGGUGAGAACCACAGGACUAUUGCUAUCGCUUUGACUAAGAUCAGCUUCCAUCAGAAUUUCUAUACCAUCCAGAUACUCAUGGCCAAUGUGCUAGGUCUGGAUACUUGUAAACAUUAUAAAGAACGACAGACCAACCUUCAAAAUAAAGUCAAGACUCUGUUGGUUGAGAAGUUCCACUGUCUCCUGAAUGACAUCUUCCAUGUCCAGUUCCCUAUUUCACGAGAGGUUUCCAAGAUGACCACCUUAAAAAAGCAAAAGCAGUUGGAAGCAUUGUUUAUGAAGAUCUUGGAGCAAACAGUGAAAGAGGAAAGGAUUAUUUUCAUCAUCGAUGAGGGCCAGUUUAUUGACUCAGCCUCCUGGGCCUUUAUGGAGAAGCUUAUCCGGACGGUUCCUAUCUUCAUCAUCAUGUCCCUGUCUCCUUUCAUUGACUUACCCUGCGCAGCGGCCAGUGCCAUAAUGAAGAACAGGGACACCACCUAUGUGACCCUUGGAGCCGUGCAGCCGAAGGACAUCCGCAACAAGGUCUGCCUAGACCUCAAUGUCAGGGGCAUCUCCAAAGAACUGGACACGUACCUGGUGGAGGGAAGCUGUGGGAUUCCGUUUUACUGUGAAGAAUUGCUAAAAAACCUUGACCAUCACAGGGUACUCGUUUUCCAACCGAUGGAGUCUGAGGAAAAGACCAAUAUGACCUGGAAUAACCUGUUCAAGAAUUUUAGUAGGCCAACCGAUGAAUUAAAAAUAUUCACUAAUGACGAGGAGGGAUGUGAAGAAGUCUGUAACCUCGCCAGUGGUGUCAGAUUGAAAAACUUGUCACCGCCAGCAUCAUUAAAAGAAAUCUCUCUGGUUCAGCUGGAUAGCAUGAGCCUUUCCCACCAGAUGUUGGUGAGAUGUGCUGCCAUCAUCGGCCUGACCUUCACCACGGAGUUGUUGUUCGAGGUGCUGCCUUGUUGGAACAUGAAGAUGAUGAUCAAGGCCCUGGCGACUCUGGUGGAAUCCAACGUCUUUUAUUGUUUCCGGAAUGGCAAGGAGCUCCGGACGGCCCUAAAACAGAAUGCGGCCUCAUUUGAGGUCAAUUAUCGCUCACUGUCUCUGAAGCCCAGUGAAGGAAUGGCUAAUGGCAAGGAGGAAGAGCUCCAUGAGCUGGAAAGUGAGGUCAUCGAGUGCCACAUCAUUCGAUUUUGCAGGCCUAUAAUGCAGAAGACAGCCUAUGAACUGUGGCUGAAGGAUGAAAAGAAAGCCAUGCACUUGAAAUGUGCGCGCUUUUUAGAGGAAAAUGCCCACAGAUGUGACCAUUGCCAAAGUGGGGACUUCAUCCCCUACCACCACUUCACAGUGAAUAUUCGCCUCAACAGUUUGGACAUGGAUACCAUCAAGAAGAUGGCUAAGUCCCACGGAUUUAAAACUGAAGAAGAGAUCACCUUUUCCAAAAUAGAGAUUCCUAAGAAAUCGGAGUUAUUUCCUGAAAAUCUCAGUCCUGAAGAAAUACGAGAAAAGAUCUUGAGUUUCUUUGACAUCGUUAUAACAAAAAUGAGGACGUCUGAGGAAGACAUCAUUCCUCUGGAAUCUUGCCAGUGUGAGGAGAUCGUAGAGAUGGUCAUCAUGCCUCUGGCCCACCAUUUUCUCGCUUUGGGAGAAAACAACAAAGCCUUGUAUUACUUCCUAGAAAUUACAUCUGCUUAUCUCAUCUUGGGGGAUAAUUACAUGGCAUACAUAUACUUGAACGAGGGAGAGAGGUUGCUGAAAAUGCUCAAGGACGACAAAUCCUGGAGUCACACUUUUGAGUCCGCUACGUUUUACAGCCUCAAAGGCCAGGUCUGCUUCAACAUGGGCCAGAUGGUGCUUGCCAAGAAGAUGCUGCGGAAGGCACUCAAGCUCCUCAACCGCGCCUUCCCCUACAACUUAAUCUCCCUGUUGAUUCACACGCAUGUUGAGAAAAACAGGCACUUUUACUAUGCGAAUCAGCAGGGCCAAGAGAGCUCGCCUCCAGGGAAGAGGAGGCUGGCGCAACUGUACCGGCAAACUGCCUGCUUCUCCUUGCUGUGGCAAAUCUAUAGCUCGAAUUAUUUUUUCCACUACAAGUAUUACAGCCACCUGGCAGCUAUGAUGCAAGUGAACACGGCCCUGGAAACUCAAGAUGAUUUUCAGAUCAUCAGGGCCUAUCUGGACUAUUCACUGCACCACCAGCUGGCCGGGCACCAGGGCGUGUGGUUCAAACACGAAAUCAUGGCCAUGGAACGGAUCUUCAACCUUCCCCUAAAAGGUGUGGGCAUUGAAAUCGUGUCCUAUGUGGCUGAUACACUGGGCUACACCAAGCUUUUAAUGGGUCACUUGGACUUGGCCAUUGACUUAGGCUCUCGAGCCCACAAGAUGUGGGCACUGCUCCGGGAUCCCAACAGACACUACAUGGUCCUCUGCUGGCUUAGUAAAUCUCUCUUCUUGAAAAACAGAAACAAGCAAUUGAUCCAGGUGCUGGGGUGGCUGUGGGAGCUUUCUAUAACAGAAGAGCACAUCUUCAGCAAGGCCUUCUUCUAUUUUGUCUGCCUGGACAUCAUGCUUUAUGCUGGCUUUGUUUAUAAGACAUUUGAAGAAUGUUUGGAAUUCAUAUACCAAAACGAAGACAACAGAAUCCUCAAAUUCCAAAGUGGCAUCCUCCUGGGGCUCUAUUCCUGUGUAGCUAUCUGGUAUGCCAGGCUUCAGGAAUGGGACAACUUCCACAUAUUUUCCAGCAGAGCUAAAAACCUAGUGCCCAGAAGAACACCGACAGCUCUCUACUAUGAAGGAAUCUGUAGGUACAUGGAGGGGGAAGUUCUCUACCUUCAAAAGCAGAUCGAGGGCCAAUCUGAGAAUGCUCAAGACAGCGGAGUCGAGCUGCUCAAGAACUUGGAGAGUCUGGUGGCUCAGAAUACCACCGGCCCUGUCUUCUACCCGAGGCUCUACCACCUGAUGGCCUAUGUCUGUAUACUAAUGGGAGACGGACAGAACUGUGAGCUCUUCCUGAACACAGCCUUACAGCUCUCUGAGACACAGGGGAACGUGCUGGAGAAAUGCUGGCUGAACAUGAGCAAAGAACGGUGGUACUCAAGCUCCGAGUUAACAGAAGACCCAUGGCUUCAAACAAUCUCGAGGCUUCCGUCAUGGGAAAAAAUUAUAUCUGGCAAGGUAAACAUGCAGGAUAUUCAAAAAAACAAAUUCCUGAUGAGAGUAAAUAUCCUGGACAAUCCUUUCUAACAUUUCAUGCAAGAGGACAAAGAUUUCAGUAAGACUCCUCCUCUUGCGAUUACCCAUCAUUACCCUUUCUCUGCAGCCGGCACCCACCCCCCCCAGGUUCCCGCAUAUUCUCUUUCAUUCCAGACACAGAACCAGACACGCUGGUUUCUUCCCUCUCUUUCUGGAGGGUCAGAAAGGGUCGGCGGGCUCAUGUUUACUGUCUCCCCGCUUCACACAAACUGCCUUUGCCUCUCAUUUUCAACUUGACCUGUUCAUUUCGGCCCAUGCAAAAAUGUGUGUCCUGUGGAAGAA